CGGCCAAAAACCACCAGCACAAGUGCACAAGCCAUUGCCCAUCGGACGCCCAGCCGGCCAGCCCCUGUCCCGACGGUCGGCCGACGACGAUGAGCCGCGCAGCGACCAACAGCGGCGCGGAGCGGCGGUGCCGGUACAGGGGCGUGCGGCGGCGGGCCUGGGGGAAGUGGGUGUCGGAGAUCCGGGUGCCGGGCACGCGGGAGCGGCUGUGGCUGGGAUCCUACGCGGCGCCCGAGGCCGCCGCCGUCGCGCACGACGCCGCCGCGUGCCUCCUCCGCGGCUGCGCGGGCCGCCGCCUCAACUUCCCGGGCCGCGCCGCCUGCUACUACGCCUGCGGCGGGCAGCAGCCGCUGUCGCCGCGCUCCGUGCAGCGCGUCGCGUCCGACGCCGGCAUGGCCGCCGACGCGCAGAUCGUCGACGCGCGGGCGGCCCUCGCCUCGCCGCCGCCCGUUGUCCAGCCCGCCGCUCUCGCUGGCAUUAUUGGCGGCGCCGCGCGAGAAGGCGGCGGAGGCGUGCGAGGCCCCGCGUGCGCGCCGGCGCCGCCAAGCAACGGCGCUGGCAGCAGCAGUACGUAUUGGUCCACGCCGAGCAGUGAGCCGCCGCUUGUUUACGGGGACAUUAGCGUAGACGACAUAGAGAUCUUGAUUUGACUAUUAGGCACUAGUUAGUAGCAUAGUCAUGCAAGUUCGAUCGAAUAUGUUUUCGUAAACAAAAGAAGAAGUACACCAAAGGCAAAAGGCUACUGUAAUAACAGAAGGUUCUGGAUAGAUGAUGUCUUGCAA
Messenger RNA from Zea mays, 782 nucleotides. RefSeq names its product ethylene-responsive transcription factor ERF020. Bases 90 to 650 code for a protein of 186 amino acids. The transcript has a single exon. The record is from RefSeq and is a predicted model, not a curated record. NCBI's taxonomy places the organism in Eukaryota, Viridiplantae, Streptophyta, Magnoliopsida, Poales, Poaceae. Gene Ontology annotation, molecular function: DNA-binding transcription factor activity; DNA binding. Gene Ontology annotation, biological process: regulation of DNA-templated transcription.